GUCUCCAAACACUCCAAUUUUGUACUUGAGUUUUAAUAAGAUAGAUAGAUGGAUAAUUAUGAUACAAUAGUAACAAAAAUAGGCGAGGAUAGUUAAUAAAAAUCAUUUAAGCCUAAUUUGAUAGGCAAACAGUUUUUUUUCCGGUGAAAGGAUUAGUUCCUUAGGAAUAGGUAUGUGGAAUAUUUGUUUUAAAUGUAAUUGGAAUUUUGGAUUAAAUCGACACAUUUCCAAUUUUUAUAGUAUAUAGAAAAAAAGAAUAUUCCAUGAAUUAGGCAAGUGCAGAUUUUUUUUUUUUAAGAUUGAUAUCGUAUUAGUUAAUGUGAUUGCUUAAAUAUAGGAGUUGCUAUUGAAUAUCAUUGAUUUUAGUAUUAUUCUUGCAUUAACGUUAUAUAUAUACCGGAAAUAUUUUAAAGCUUAGGAUACAUGCAUUGCGAUUAUUCUCGGUUUCGUUUGGUAGUAUUUUAUAGAAUACUGAGAUCAAAUUCCAUCACAGAAACAAACUUUAGACAUAAACUUUUACAAUUGAUUGAUUUAUUGGUGGUUAUUUAAACAGUAUUUAGAUGAAUCACAUUACUAACAUGAAAAUCCUUAGAAUCAAAGUAAUCAUACAUUGCACUAUCGUUUAAAAAUGUGGAUAAUAUUAUGCUUAUUUAUUUUGGUUGACAGGUUGGUUAUAUGUUAUAAUUAAAGAUUUAAUAAAAGUUAUAGGUCCAACUUAAACAAAGAUCAAGUUUGGUAAAAAGAGGUUUAAUUUUAUUAAGGUAAACGAAUUUGGAUAAAUUAGGAAAGUAGUUAAAUGUCAAAAAGGGUCAGUGGCAUUAUCUUGUAAUUAUUGAGGAAAACUCAGGGUUAAGUACUAUUUGUACUCCUGUUUUAAUAGUUUAGAUAGGUUGGGUUGAAAGUUGUAAAACUCAAAACCCUAAUUUCUACUAAAAGAGAGAGAGAGCCCCUCCCAUCGAGCCGUUUUCAUCUUCCUUAGGAGACACAAAACUUUUAUUCUUCCCCUUGGGAUCGAAACAACAAUGAUGACAUUCUAUCUUCCGGCAGAUUUAGAAGAAGAAAUACUAUCUAGGGUUCCGACCACAUCUCUGAUGCGAUGGAGAUCUAUUUGCAGACGAUGGAACACUUUAUUCUUCGAAGACCAAAGAUUCUCCGAGAAGCACUUUCGUAACGCUCCAAAGCAGCCUCUCGUUCUCAUGUUGACAGAACAUAGGCUUUUUUUUGCGAGCGUAGAUCUGAAGUUUGUUCCUCCUUCAAUAGAAUUUAGCGAUGCACUUAGCCUAAGAGAUUAUACUGUUUCAGAAGAUACCCAUAUACACUCAGUUUCUCACUGCGAUGGUUUGUUGCUAUGCACCACCUUGGACGAUGAACUCGUGGUUUGGAAUCCUUGUUCAGGGCAAACAAGGUGGAUCAACGACACCGAUGGUAGCAUGUUUUUCCCUGGCGACUCUAGGUUUACGUUAGGAUACGGAAACAUUAACCAAUCUUGCCGCAGCUACAAAAUUUUGAUGUUUUACCAUAUAAAUUACGACUACGAUCACGUCCAAGAUGAAGUAUUUGAAAUCUAUGAUUUAAACUCUAAUUCGUGGAGAGUUCUUGAUGCUCGUAUUAAUGCUUGUAACUGCAUCAGCAAAGAGUCUCAUGGUGUGACUUUGAAAGGAAAUGCUUACUGGAUUUCUUCUGAUGGCGAAGAGGAGGGCGACUUACUCAGUUUUGAUUUUACGAGAGAGAGAUUUAGACGUAUUCGUUUUCCUCUCACAUUUAGGCGUUGUCGUUAUCGGGCUCUGUCAGUUGUUAGAGAAGAACUCUCAGUGUUACGUUGGAUUGAUUCAAAUAUGGAGAUGUGGGUGACCAAUAACAUGGAUAUUACUUGUGAAUCAGAUUUGUCAUGGACCAAAUCCUUUGCAAUGGACUUUGUAUUAAAUAUUUAUACGAGUGUUUUAAUCGACGAAGAUAAGAAAGUGGCCUUGUGUGAUUCACCUCAUGAGCAAGUUGCAUUCACUAUUGGAGAGGAAGAUGAAUAUUACUCAGAGAUCCCUUUUGAAAGAGCGCGUUCUAGACAUGAACAUAUUUUCAACUAUGUUCCAAGUCUGGUUCAGUUCCCCCAGCAAAGUAUUGAGUCAGAUGAUUUUGGCAAAUUUCAUCGUGGAAUAGGGUUGGGUCAUAGAAGACGACUUAGUAAUGGAACGUGGGAUAAUGACAACAUGUAUUUACCAGAGAUUUACGAUGGCAUGAUGUCCGAAGAAGAUGACGAAUGGGACUGGCUGGAGAUAGAGUGCACUGAUUUUAGCAAUAGCCGAGGUCGUGGAAGCCGAGGUCGUCGGUGGAGGAAGACGAGAUAUGUUACCUUGUAACGCAAGGUUCAUCGGUAAUAUUACCAUUGCGGAUAGCAAGUAUGCCAAUGAAGAUGGGUUUGAAUCAGAAGGCAUUCCACUUUUAGACGCCAAGAAUCGCUCAUGUUAUCAUAAAAGCGUUAUUGCUUUGUUUUCUGGUCUACUACAAGCCAGAGAGCAUCAACCUAUUUUUCCCUUAUCUUGAUCUACAUGGACCUUGGUUCAUAUGUCUUAUCCAAUACUGAUGGUUCAAGAAGAUCGAGGAAAGUUAGAAGGAGGACGAUUGGAUCUUCUUUCUUCUUCUCAGUAAAUAUUCUGUGAAUUCAAUCAAAGCAUCUGGCAUUAGCACACACCCACUCAUAAGCCCUUUUGUGACCUUUUAAGAUCUUUUUGUUAUAAAACAGAGAUGGGUUUUGCGUAAAACCGAAGGUUUACAAUUCAAUAUUUGAAUCUUUGACUUUUUUAUUUAGUUCUUCUAUUUUCUCCAUUGGUUGGUUUUAACUAUUUGAAAAAAGAAUUUGAAAGUUAGAAACACACAUGGUUAGUCAAUUGGUUUGAAGAAAUAGUAUACUGAUGAGGUGGAGUUAUAACAUUGAUGGUCACAUUAUAGAGACAACGUUUUAUGUUCAUCUUUCCACAAUCAAUCACUCCGCUGGUAGAUGAGAUGUUAACUUGAAACUGCGCUAUGUCCCUCU
Molecule: messenger RNA, 3028 nt
Organism: Brassica napus (rape)
Lineage: Eukaryota; Viridiplantae; Streptophyta; Magnoliopsida; Brassicales; Brassicaceae
Product: probable F-box protein At3g22720
Exons: 2
Coding region: 1023-2354 (443 amino acids)
Molecular function (GO): protein binding
Source: RefSeq, a predicted model, not a curated record